AUGUCUGUUACCAACGAAAACAACCUCACAACCAGCCCGAUCGUUCAGGAUCACUCGACAAACUCGCUUACUGAUAACGAGUGGGACCUCUCAUGAUCGUACUACCUCUCAUUAAACUCUAGCUAUGAAGAGGACUUGUCUGGCGACGAUAAGGGCGGCAGUAGCUCGGAAAGCGAGACUUCUGAUGAAUAGUGGGAUGCCAGCUUUUCCGAAUGCGAAUGGGCCACAGAUUCCAAUACAGAUGACUCCUGGCAUCAAUCAGACGACGUAUGGGAGACGCAAACUCCUUUCAUAUGGGGCGACAAUGAUGGAGCACAAAUUGAUUGGGACUAUGAGAAUCAGGAACUUCCAGAACGGGUGCCCGCAGAGCCGAAACCAGUAAUCAUGAUCGACACACUCGAGAAGCUCGAUGAAUUCUUGCCCGCCCUCUGUCAACUAAAGGAUGGAGUUGAGCUUGCAUUCGAUUGCGAAAGUACCCCUUCAGAGGACGAAAAUGGGGUUCAUAUUCCCGGUGGAGGUUUUGGUCGCGACGGGGACAUAUCAUUUUUGUCGAUGACCAUAAUCUCAAUGAACGAAACCUAUGUCUUCGAUGUCUGGGAGCUUAAGGGAACGACUUUUGAGCGUGAGAGUAAGGACGGUCUAUCUCUCAAGAAGGUUCUAGAGUCCCACGACAGAAUUCAGCUCUGGUGGGAUGUGCGUACUGAUUGGGAUACCUUGUUUCACAAGUUCGGGAUUCAAAUCGGCAAGGUUCGCGACGUACAGCUAAUGGAGCUUUUAUCUCGCCGAGGGACAGAGGUCAAGAAUUUGUGGCUUGAUGAGAGCUAUGAGAGAAGAAGGGGGCAAAUUUAUGACUUCGACAGAGCUGGAUGAUUGGCUGAGCGAAAAGGACGCUGGUGGAGAUUAUUUCAGAGGGCAUGGCUGGCGACCAUUGACAGCUAGACCAAUCAACGAUACUGCAAGAAACUAUAUUGCAGGCGAUACGGACUGCUUAUGUCAGUUGCAAAAUCGAUUGCAAGAUAGAUUGGGUCAUUGGGCUUUUCGCAUGCAGGGCAAAACUGUCGGGGGUCUAACGGAUGCUAUUGGAAAGCAAUCAACACUCCAAGCAACUACGAAAGACUUGAUGUAG
Messenger RNA from Sclerotinia trifoliorum, 1126 nucleotides. The record is from the annotation of a GenBank genome assembly. Lineage: Eukaryota; Fungi; Ascomycota; Leotiomycetes; Helotiales; Sclerotiniaceae.